Messenger RNA from Procambarus clarkii (red swamp crayfish), 7665 nucleotides. It is a transcript of the gene loco, whose product is annotated as locomotion defects. The record is from RefSeq and is a predicted model, not a curated record. Gene Ontology annotation, cellular component: plasma membrane; nucleus; cytoplasm. Gene Ontology annotation, molecular function: protein binding; GTPase activator activity. Gene Ontology annotation, biological process: signal transduction; regulation of G protein-coupled receptor signaling pathway. Lineage: Eukaryota; Metazoa; Arthropoda; Malacostraca; Decapoda; Cambaridae.
UGUGUUGCGAGGGCGGGCGAGCGAGUGAGUACUUGGUAGUGUAGCCACAAGAUGGCAGUGUGAUCGUUUUAAGAAUGUGAUGGUGUCUGUGCCCAAGAUUCUCCUGACUAUUUGGUGUGAAACGUACGGAUUAGUGAUGGAUAGUGAGGGAAAUGGCCGUUCUGGUGUUCCGUUAGUGUGUUAGCGUCGCGUCUCCGCCCUAAAAAUGAGGAAAAAACCCUGAUAGCGUUCUUAAACCAGAGUGCCAUAGGAGUGCCAUAAGGGAGCCAUGCACAACAAUCGGCGACGGAAGAAGCGGCCCAGCUAUGGUGUCCGAACGGUGGAGAUCACGAAGGGCAAGAAUGGGUUUGGGUUCACCAUCAGUGGACAGGCACCGUGCAUCCUCUCCUGCAUUGUGCCUGGGUCACCAGCGGAGCGAGCAGGCCUUCGUCCUGGUGACUACCUAAUCGCCGUCAACAGCCAGAAUGUUAGCAAGGCUCCUCACGAUGAUGUGGCUCGUCUCAUUGGCCUCUCGAAGCUCCUUAAACUGCAGAUUGCCGAGAACUACUACUCUGACAGCUCCGAUGAUGAAUUCGUGACGGUGAAUCGACCCAAACCCAAGUAUCCCAAUCGGUUAAGGCACAAGAACCAGCAGACUCGAGCUGAGAAGGUAGUCCGCGACUUGCAGAGUGGAGCCAUCUUCAGCGAGCACACAGCCAUCCACUUGGGUGAAGCAGCACUCCUCUCUGACCGUGAUGCCUGGCCCGAGUCUGCCUUCCCGCCAAAGGCGCCCCUCACUCCUACGCCAAAGGGGCUCACGGUAUCUGCUUCGGUGUCCCCUGUGCCUGAGGGCCUCGGAGAGAGGGAUGGAGGUCCUCCGACGGCACCCUCGACGUCACCGACGCGGCUGAGGCCAGACCAGAUUCAUCUUGUAAUGGCUGAAGCUCGACAAGUGACUCGGACACCUCGGCCUGUCAAAGAGCCCCAACACCCACCGCGACCCAGACAUGUAGUCAAGAAAAAGGAAAAGUCACCGAAGGCCAAACUCAGACAUCAUCCGCAGAAUCUCCCACCUGACGCAGUCCAGCAACAGUUGCCAGCGCCACACCCACAUCACCAUCAACAGCAACAACAACAACAUCUUCAGCAGCAGCAACAGCAGCAUCUUCAGCAGCAGCAGCAGCAACAGCAACAACAGCAGCAACAUCUUCAGCAGCAACACAUUCAACAGCAGCAGCAACAUUUGCAACAUCAACAACAGCAACACUUGCAACAACAGCAUCUUCAACAGCAGCAGCAGCAUACUCAGCAACAGCUUCUCCACCAGCAACAGUUACACCAACAACAGCAGACUCAGAGACAACAAUCUCCUGUGCAACAGCAGAUGCAGCAGCAUUCUGGCAUGUGGGUGGAGCUACCCAGUGGCUCUGGGAUGGAGGCAUACAACGUAUUAACUGAACAAGAAAUCAACAAGUUAUUGUAUCCGACUUUAGCAGAACUGCAGCAGCAGGCAGCACCCAAUGACCUCGGGGAGGCCCUAUACCGUGCCGUGGUGGGUUAUCUUGGCACCAUUGAGAUGCCCAAAGAGCCUCAAGGAGGAUCCCGUCUCACUGCCAUUCGAAAUUGUAUCAGACGCCUCCGGAUUGAGAAGAAAGUUCACACCUUGGUUUUAAUGUCGGUGUUUACAGAGCGUGUGGUGCUAACCAACCCGCAUGGCCUCACGCUUGCCCAGUACCCCGCUGAGAGAAUAACGUUUUGUGGUGUGUAUGCCGACGAUAAAAAGUUCUUUGGUCUUGUUACUGUCCAUGGUGCAUCAGGCGACGAACUGAGUGAUGGCAGUCAAGACGGUGGAAGUGUUUCGUCUUCGUGUCAUGUGUUCAUGGUAGAUCCUCGCAUGGUACAGCAUUCCGAUCAUGCGAGGAGAGCCAAAAACUUCCGUCUGGAAUGCACUCCACACCCAGAAGCCCACCAUUGCCAAGAGUUUCCGGACUCGGCAGACCCAAUCUUGCACGCUAUCAUGAGCCUGUAUCGAAAUCGGGUGGGGUUCCACCUGGACACGGGCGCUCCAGGCCUGAUCGACGUGGAGGCUCAGAUGUCGCCCCAGCACUCCAACACUUCUUCCAACUCCUCCAACUCUGACUCUGGAAUUGGGUUUCGAGAUGAUGGCAGCCACCAUUAUCAUCAUAGCGACCGCGUCUUCGUCGUCGAAGUUGACGACAACCAGCGGAUGCGAAUACAGAACUUUCAGUUAGUUAGUAAUCUCCGUGCCAACCUCAAUGAAAACCUGCGAGCUAAUUUAGAAAACCAUCGUGUGAAUAUGGACAACCACAGAGGGAAUAUGGAGAAUCACAGGGCUCUUGACAACCAUAGAGCAAAUAUAGAAAACCUCAGAGGAAAUAUGGAUAAUCAUAGAGCAAACUUGGACAAUCUCAGGGCAAAUUUGGAUAACCACAGAGUGAGCUCUACUGACAAUUUUCGAGCAAACUUAGAAAGCCAUAGAGUGCAUCUGGACAAUCACCGAGGCAAUAUAAGUGGUGGAUAUGGCAACAAUGUGAACGCUACAGUGGGUGACACUAUACCUAGUGGUCUAGGCCCCUCCGUGCUACGUGCCAAUAUUAAUGACUUCAGUUUCUCGAGUGCCAAUAAUCUGCGUGCCAUUGCAAACGACAAAUUACUCGUUAAUUCUAGUGACAACAGUAGUAGUAAUAAAUUGCUGGAUAAUGUGCGAGCUAAUGUUAAUGAUCAUUUAAGAGUGAGUGUGACGGACAAGGUGCUAGGGAACAUAGACAAUCUGCGUGUGAGUGUGAGUGACGCCAAGCGACUAAGUGACCUCCGAGCUAGUCUUGCUGAGAGUCGGGCCAGUCUGGGCGACGGCCGCACCAGCAUCACCGACGACCUGCGGGCGGCGCUCGAGGAUGACAUGCGAGCCAAUUUGGGGGAAGGUCGGUUAAGUGUGGUGGAUGGACGCACCAGUAUCACCGACGACAUGCGUAUGGCCCGGGAUAGAGGCGUCACUAAAACUCCUGUGGCCGACUGUGCAAGUACGCCAGAGUCGGGACGGCUGACCGUUAGAGCUAUGCCGGAUCCUGUGGGCUUUGAGCGGUCACCGGGGUUUUUGGUAUCUAGUGACUCGCCGAUUCACGUUGCCUCUAUGAGGCAUUCCAUGCAUAAAUAUCUCCAGCAUAAGCAAGAACAUUUAGUGAAGGUCUCGCAGAAAAUUAAUCGGCGUGAGUCUGACACUGGUGGCAUCCAUCCCUUGAGUGUUCGAGCCUUCUCACCAGCCACCACCAAGGCCCCAACACCCACCGUCACCUCUGUGGCACAGGACACCCUCGAUCUGGAGUUGUCUCUGAAACUGUCACCAAAGGUUUUUGGAGUUCCUCAGUUACCAUUAGGUACAGGUUUGUCACCCUUGCGGCCUCGAGCGCCAUCAGAGAGGUCAUACACGCGUUCUCUGGAGGACCUGCGGGACUCUUCCACCAGUGAUGGAGUUAACGUACCUCUGGGUAGUGGAGGGUGCGGCAGCAGCUUUCGUGACGGGUCUGAGAGCGACCACGGGCUGGACCGGCUGCGGCACGUGCCGCUCACGCCACUGGCGAGGCUCCUUCACGCUUCUGAGAACAACCUCACACGUUAUGGUCACAUCUACCCCUCUGAGCACCACCGCGGUGCCUUCCGUGCUGUUCAGCCACGCACCCAUCGCGAGUCCUCAACCUCCGCCCUUGGUGUGGGUGUUGUGCCUCGAAUGGGAGGCCUGGUGGGUGUUGGUGUACCUCUGGACUCCGGCGACGAGCACACGGAGACGACGGAGAACACGGGCGAGCAAGAGGGCAGUCAGGACGUGCACCCACCCACUCAGGACGAGUUCUCCCACGACUCUGACUCGGAACAGGUUGAUGGUGGUGUUGAAAAGAAGUGGACUCGAAGCACCUCUCUCCGCCGUCACUUCCACAGUUCAAGACACAAUGGUAGCCACCAACAAGAUCCUUCAGCUCACUCUGAUACUGAAAUUGGCAAGAUAUCGGCACCACACAGCCUCCUAGAUGGUGAAUGUGGUUCUGUAGGAGGAAGCGUAUCCUCUGAGAGAGCUAUUGACGUUGGAAGAGUGGGUGCUUGGGCUACAUCAUUUGAGAAGCUCUUAGAAGAUCCCGCAGGGCUGCAUACCUUUGCUGAAUUUUUGAAAAAAGAAUAUAGUCAUGAAAACAUUUACUUUUGGACGGCUUGUGAACGAUACAAGCGAGUCUCCAACCCUGAUGAGCUUCGAGCCAUGGCCAAGGAGAUUUUUGAGAGACACUUGUACAGUGGCGCCCCUGAACCUGUCAACGUUGACUCGCAAGCAAGACAGGAUGCUGAAGAAGGCCUUCAUACUCCAAAUCAAUUUUUAUUUGAUCAGGCCCAGAAACAGAUUUUCAAUCUCAUGAAGUUUGACAGUUAUUCUCGAUUCUUGAAGUCAAGUUUAUACCAAGAUUGUGUAUCUCGGGAUAUGAGAGGUCAAACUCUGCCCUACCCUGGGGAUGAUAACCUUGACCCGGAUCUAAGAAUUGCACAAGAAGAUUCACAUGUAAAGUUGAAAAAAAGCAGAUCAGAUGCAGAGGAACGUCGUCGGAAGUCAUUAUUACCGUGGAAUCGCAAGGAUCGUAGUAAGAGCAAAGACAGAGGGGAAGCAGAGUAUAGGCGUAGGAAGAAACAAAAUCAACGAAAUACCUCAGAUUCAUCCAGUAUCCGUUCAGAUAUCAGUGGCAGUCGCACAUCUCUUAAUUCUUCUGAUUUACCUUUAGGGAGAAGAGCUUUAUCCAAAGAAUCACUUACUAGUGGUGAGCUAGGAAGCCUUAGUGGGAGCGAGGGUUACAGCAGAUGCCGUGUUAUCCUUCCUGAUCUGAGCAACUCUGUUGUGGCUGUGAGGAAUGACGAAUCUGUACAGGCGUUACUGACUCGACUUUUAGAGCGCCGUGGGCUCUCCUAUUCUACCUUUGAUGUUUAUCAGCACAAAACUGAUAAGCUCUUGGAUAAAAAUGAAGACAGUUCAAUUUUGGGAGGCAUGGAAGUUCGUCUGGAGCAAAGAAUCAUAUUUCGGUUAGACUUGCCAAAUCGUAAGACCGUCUGUGUUAAGGCUAAGCCAAACAAGGUAACCAAUGAUGUUCUUAAACCUAUACUUCUCAAGUAUGGAUACAAGCUGGACCUCAUGUACGUUCACAAGGUUGGAGAGGAGAAGGGGGUGAAUCUCAAGAGCCAUGUUAAUGAGUUGGAUGGUGACAGACUUGUGGUGCAGACGAAAGAGGAAGUCAAGGAGUGGGGGUUAGAACAAGGGAGGCAGAAAAAGAGAGGAAGCACUCUUGAUGAAAUUACAAACCGUGUUUUUGAAGACUUAUUGAAAGGAAAAUCUGAACAAAAUUUUGAUGAGCUUGGAAUUCUAGACUUUGAUGCUAGAUCAUCCAGAACUGACAACAGCAGUGACAAGUCAUCUGGCAUUUUGGGUGGUUUUAGCCGUCGGAACUCUCUUGCUCCUGACAAGGAAACUGGAAACAAACCAAGAAAGCAAAGUAAUAGAGCUAGCGUUCACGAGAACCUUGGUGUGCGGGGUAUGUUGACGCACGGGGACCAUGUUCUCGUUACCAAACGAAGAGGGAAUAAUCCUGCCAAUGUCAAACAGGAAAAUGAUGAACUGUAUGAGGGCUUGAAAAGAGCCCAAAGGAGUCGCCUUGAUGAUCAAAGAGGAACGGAAAUCAACUUUGAACUUCCAGAUUUUCUCAAGUGUGACCAGCCUCAGGAUAAAGAAAACCAGCAUGCUCACCUUGCUGAUCAGUUGUUAGCUCACCUAGAGUGUUCCUUCUCUGAUGGUGUGGUGAUCCCUACUCACCAAGAAGCUGAGGACUACUUUAGCAUGGCUCAUCCUGAAGUUUGGGGAGGCAUACCAUCAAGCACAGGGCCACUCUCUGCCAAUGCUACUCUCUUGGCACCCGAUUUAGACCUGGAUGAUUUUGAUGAAACGCUCCGAGGUGAUGAUUCCCUAUGCCAGAUCCCCUUGCCAGACACAUCCUCAUCCACAUUACAUGUAGACCCUCCUGAUUUUUCGCCUCCUCCUCCAAUACUUAUGGAAAACUCUGCAGUCCCAGCUGUGUCAAGGAUGGCCCUAACAGCUUUGCCACUCUCUCCCCCACCGCUACCUCCUAAACCCAAGCUUGGGGGCAUCAGAGGGCCCCCUCCUCGCCCUCCAUCACGCCAGCUGCACCUCUUAAACCCACCCAUGUUUACAUCCACCAGUGAUGAUGAUACCUUACACUCAUCUGAUCCACCUAUUCACAUAACUAGACAAAGUCAUGACAAAUUCAAUAUCAGUUUUGUUUAGUAGAGAUGUAUAUAUAUAUAUAAUUUAUAUUAAGGGGGUACCCAUCAUUGCCUAGGUCUAUUUGUCUCCCAUCUAUAUCCAUUCAUCCAUCCCUCUCUUCAUCUAUCCAUACGUCUAGGAGGGGCCAGCAGUGCCCUCCCCCUUCCCUCCCCAUCCCUUUAUCUUUCCCCCUCCAUCCCAUAGUCCUCACCCAUCUACCCCUCCUCCACUCCCCCCUCCUGCCCCGCCCUUCAUCCUCCACACUCCUCCCCUCAUCUCCCCUUGUCCUCCCUUCUUGUUCUCUCCCCUCUCCAUAUCCCCCCCUCCCUUCCUCUGUUCCUCCACCCUCCUGCUCUUCCAUGUCCUCCCCCUUUUCCCUUCCAUAAAAAUAUUAGAGAGCAAUGAAACUACUGUAUUAUUUAAGGAAAUUUUUUUGGGUGAAAAACUCUUCGGGCAUCAAUAUUUCACACAUGACCAGAAUUGAAUCCAUGAUAUAUGAUGGGCGGUGUGAAUAAUUACUGAUAUUUCAUAAAUCAUUUAACUUGGCCCUACCCUAACCAGCGUAUGUCAGUCCCGUACCCCAGACCACUUUUCCUACAAAUUUGAGUAAGGCUAGCUCCAUGUGCCUGGCCUUCAACCUUGAACAGACAUUCUUAUAGUAUACUGAGAAUGUGUGUAUUCCCAAGUGUUCAAAAGCUUUAGGAAUAUCAGUGAAAACAAUAAUUUAGAAUUUGUAAUCAAACUUUUAUUCCCACAAUAUACAUAUGCCAUAUGUGUACAUUCUUACUGAAUAGUUUUUUUUUAUAUCAAAUGAUUUGGCAUGACAUGGCUGGAGUAUGAGUUAUGUCCAGUCCAGAUAACUGACUGACAGAGCUGAUCAGUGGAUGGAGAAAAGUUAGCCCCAUUUAUGGAACUUUAGCUGACAUUGGAAGUGUUAACAGUACAAAACAAAAAUAUUGCUGAAAAGAAGUGUGCCAUUCCAGGUAGUUUUUAUAAUGUAUAUACAUAUACAUAUUUAUAUAUAUACACUGUAAUAUUAUGUAGUAAAUAUCAUUUAAAUAGAAAUUGACGCCAUGGCUAACAAGCUAGAAGCGUUGUGAUACAAGCAGUAUUUUGAUGUGUAAAAGUUACACAGGUUGUAUAUAAUUUUGUGUAUUAUGCAUUUCUUGUAUAUAUUGGCUAUACUGAGCAUGGUUUUGCUUUCAUCUUCUAAAUGCUGUAUCUUAUUAUGUAUAUAAUUCCAUGUUCCUAUGUCUAUGAAUUUAUUUACUGUAUUAGACAAUGAUUAAUAUUUUUUUUUUACAUAUCUGUGCACAACAGUUGCAGUAAUAUGAAAAAAUAAUAAAGUUUUGAUUUAUAAA